GACUAUUCAGCACCAGAUUUAUUCGCGAACUGAAAUAGUCAACUGCUUGUGUUAUUUUCUUCACUUUCUCUAAAACUAUAGAAGCCCCUCUUUUUUAUUUGGUCCUUAAAAAGUAAGAAACAGUUUGAAAAGACAUAAAGUAAGAAACAGUUUGGACGGACAGAAAAAGAUAUGAUAAAUGAGACUAGAAAGGAAGGAAGGAACAUUUUGUCUUGGGGUAUUGAAAAUGGAGACGGGUGGCGCCAACCAAGAGUAAAUUUAUCUUCUAGAGAAAUAAUCUUUUCAGAAGUCUACUAAACGAGCAAGCGAAUGCUGGAAUUCUUUCUUAUAUCCUGAUAGGUACUAACAUUUCCAAUGUUUCCAGUUCUCCUCGUAAAAGGCCGCACCGGCAAAGACCUGCUGAUGCUAAACGGCUACACGUACUACCAGCACAAGAUCCUCAGGGACGGCUUCCGCUGGAGCUGUACCCAGAUGGGCUCCAGAUCUUGCCGAGGAUUUCUCCACGUGACCAAUGAGAUGCUGGUCGUCAGAGCCCAUACGGAGCACACGCAUCCGCCUUCAACUUACUUUUUGGAGAAGAUUAAGCAGCAGUAUGCUAGAGAAGUUGAUCUCAAGAAAAGCUCAUCCGACGAGGACGAAACUUCUCUGUCUUCGCUGAAGAUCGCAAGCAUACAGGGCCGCGUCGGGUUUUAGCCCACGUUGCCAUAGCCUUUGUUAUAAUCAUGUUCUAAGAGGACUGAACUAGCCAGAGCAUCUACAACCUUGCUAAGUGGGUUAGGACAUGUUCACUGGCAAAGGUUUUUGAGUGGCGACACAGGCGACCGUUUAUUGGAAGAAGCAGUGAGACAAGCCCCUUGGCAAGGUAGCGCGACGAUGUGACCGAGACCGCUGGAUAAUAUUGAAAGAUGUCUUUGACGUGUUGAACUCGUCUGGCGUUUCUUCUGUCUACUCUUAGUUACACGAGCUAAAGAACAAACGCCGCACGCAUGUUGUCGAACAGUCAGCAUCAAAAGUAGCGGAACAAAUAACGUUUCAUAAGUAUCUACCAUUCUGUAACAGCUAAACAAAAAGUGCUGUCUUUAAUAUAUAACUGACUGUAAAAGAUAUACUUUUGAGCGCGAAUUUUAGGAAUUUAUCUAUAUUUUGAAAAGUUAUCCGGAAUAUCAGAUACUUUUGGCGCGUUAUUUCAUCCGCUACUUUUGAUGCUGACUGUACAUACAUUAAUUAUGACAGCACGAUUGUAUGUAGCUGAUGUUCUGGUCUGUUUAGCCCUCUGUACUUAUACUCUUUUGUUGACGAUGUCUCGAAUAAUAAGGAUCAUAAUAAUAAAGUCAUAUUAACCUUUACUUAUACAAUAAGAACUUAUAUUUUACUUUUAUCAUGGUAUGAAAUUGUAGAUAUUUUAUAAUAUAAGUGCAACUUGACUAGUUUACAUAUUAAAACACAAACAUGCUUUGCUUA
This is a messenger RNA of Cydia pomonella (codling moth), 1461 nucleotides long. RefSeq lists its product as uncharacterized. Bases 355 to 693 code for a protein of 112 amino acids. The record is from RefSeq and is a predicted model, not a curated record. The transcript is spliced from 2 exons. Lineage: Eukaryota; Metazoa; Arthropoda; Insecta; Lepidoptera; Tortricidae.